Papaver somniferum (opium poppy) is the source of this 609-nucleotide messenger RNA. RefSeq lists its product as uncharacterized. Gene Ontology annotation, molecular function: nucleic acid binding; RNA-DNA hybrid ribonuclease activity. Lineage: Eukaryota; Viridiplantae; Streptophyta; Magnoliopsida; Ranunculales; Papaveraceae. The record is from RefSeq and is a predicted model, not a curated record. Bases 1 to 609 code for a protein of 202 amino acids. The transcript has a single exon.
AUGGGUAUGACAUGGUUUCAAGAUAGUAUGUUUCACUUGUUUUGGGAGUGCAAAUUUAGCACUGAAAUCUGGAGGUGGAUUUGCUCUAUAUUCAAAUUUCAAAUACCAAAUUCCUUUGAUGAUGUGUGGAAGAGAGCAACUAAUGUAAGCCCUUUGGUUAAACAAGUAUGGAUAUGUGCAACUUGUAUCAUUCUUAAAGAGCUGUGGUUUCAGAAGAACAAAAUUUCUUUUGAAGACAUAAAGCCUAAUAUGCAGAGAUUCAAGUGCAGAAUUUUAAAGCUGGUUCAUGAAAGUGGAUUGAGAAUCAAAGGAACUAAAUGGUGUCAGAAUUAUGAUCAGCGGAUCAUUACUGUUUUUGAUUUGGGAAUUAGGCAUUCCAAAUUUCAGUGCAUCAAAAAAUGUUGUUGGGAUCCUCCUGAGCUAGGUGUGGUUAUUUUUUGUUGUGAUGGCUCAUCCUUUGGUAAUCCAGGCUCUGCAGGUUUUGGUGUUGUUACUAGAGACUCAAAUUGUCAGGUAAUUGGUACUCUCACUGGUGGUAUUGGAGUAGCUACAAACUACUUAGCAGAAUCUUAUGGUGACAUGAAUGCUUUAGAGUCGGAAGUUGAAUAG